GCUCGCCUCGGCCUCACUUACCCCACACGACCUGGGCGGAUUCUGAGAAAGCAGAGAGGAGGACGCAGAGCGAUCCCCGGGGAGUCGCGGCCUGGCCGCCCGGUGAGCCCUCCGUGAGCCGCCCCGCCCGGGAGCAGGAGGGCGCCGCUGCCAUGUCUGGCCCCUUCCUGAAGCAAGUCUUCAACAAGGACAAGACGUUCCGGCCCAAGCGCAAGUUCGAGCCGGGCACCCAGCGCUUCGAGCUGCACAAGCGGGCGCAGGCGUCGCUGAACGCGGGGCUGGACCUGCGGCUGGCGGUGCAGCUGCCGCCGGGCGAGGACCUGCACGACUGGGUGGCCGUGCACGUGGUGGACUUCUUCAACCGCAUCAACCUCAUCUACGGCACCAUCAGCGACGGCUGCACCGAGCAGUCCUGCCCCGUCAUGUCGGGCGGCCCCAAGUACGAGUACCGCUGGCAGGACGAGCACAAGUUCCGGAAGCCCACGGCGCUGUCCGCGCCCCGCUACAUGGACCUGCUCAUGGACUGGGUGGAGGCGCAGAUCAACGACGAGGAGGUCUUCCCCACCAGCGUGGGCACGCCGUUCCCCAAGAACUUCCUGCAGACGGUGCGGAAGAUCCUGUCGCGGCUGUUCCGCGUGUUCGUGCACGUGUACAUCCACCACUUCGACCGCAUCGCGCAGAUGGGCUCCGAGGCGCACGUCAACACCUGCUACAAGCACUUCUACUACUUCGUCCGGGAGUUCGGCCUCAUCGACGCCAAGGAGCUGGAGCCCCUGAAAGAGAUGACCACCCGGAUGUGCCACUAG
Carlito syrichta (Philippine tarsier) is the source of this 806-nucleotide messenger RNA. RefSeq names its product MOB kinase activator 3A (gene MOB3A). Gene Ontology annotation, molecular function: protein kinase activator activity. Bases 153 to 806 code for a protein of 217 amino acids. The transcript has 4 exons. NCBI's taxonomy places the organism in Eukaryota, Metazoa, Chordata, Mammalia, Primates, Tarsiidae. The record is from RefSeq and is a predicted model, not a curated record. Gene Ontology annotation, biological process: signal transduction; positive regulation of protein phosphorylation. Gene Ontology annotation, cellular component: nucleus; cytoplasm.